Penicillium subrubescens is the source of this 2257-nucleotide messenger RNA. RefSeq names its product OSBP family protein. NCBI's taxonomy places the organism in Eukaryota, Fungi, Ascomycota, Eurotiomycetes, Eurotiales, Aspergillaceae. The coding region runs from base 104 to 1351 and encodes 415 amino acids. Gene Ontology annotation, molecular function: oxysterol binding. The record is from RefSeq and is a predicted model, not a curated record. Gene Ontology annotation, cellular component: cytosol; intracellular membrane-bounded organelle; membrane. Gene Ontology annotation, biological process: exocytosis; piecemeal microautophagy of the nucleus; endocytosis. The transcript has 5 exons.
AUCUUUUUGGAGACCGACGUCAGGACCUUCCUUGUUCGACCGUUUUUGAUAUUCGCGAAAUUCCCCCCUUAUUUACAAAUUUUGAAUCAAAUCUACUCGAACCAUGUCGUCCAAGAAAGAGCCCCAGAGCCAGGUUCCUCCUCAAAGCAAGGGCUCGUGGUCAAGUUUCCUUAAGUCAAUCGCCUCCUUCAACGGCGACCUUUCCUCGUUGACUGCCCCGCCUUUUAUCCUGUCGACUACAUCCCUCACUGAGUAUUCGGCCUAUUGGGCCGAACACCCUUCCGUCUUCGUGGCGCCCGCUAAGGAGGCCGAUCCCGAGAAACGUGCCCUCCUCGUGCUCAAGUGGUUCCUCACCACUCUACACCAGCAAUACUGCAGCCGGAGUGAGAAGCUCGGUAGUGAGAAGAAGCCGCUGAACCCUUUCUUGGGUGAGCUUUUUAUUGGCAAAUGGCUUGCCGGUGCCGACGCGGAGUUGGGCGAGACCACUCUGAUCAGUGAGCAAGUGAGCCACCACCCUCCCGUUACCGCAUACGCGAUCCAGAACGAAAAGCAUGGAGUCGAGCUGCAAGGAUACAACGCCCAGAAGGCCUCAUUCUCAAGCACCAUCCAAGUGAAGCAAAUCGGCCACGCCCAGUACACCAUCACUCCUCCAGGCUCCAGCGAAAAGGAGAAAUACGUGAUUACCCUCCCCAGCCUGCACAUCGAGUCUCUUAUCUACGGCACGCCCUUCGUCGAGCUGGAAAAGUCCACCAAGAUUGCCAGCAGCAGCGGCUACAUCGCCAAGAUCGAUUAUUCGGGCAAGGGCUGGCUGAGCGGAAAGAAGAACACCUUCACCGCGAGCUUGUACAAGGCCAGUGAGGGCGAGAAGAAGCCUCUCUACACCGUUGACGGCCAGUGGUCGGAUACCUUCACUAUCAAGGAUGCCCGUACCAAGGAGAUCGUUGACCGCUGGGUCGUCAAGGAUAACGCGACCACCCCGCUCACUCUAGCCCCGCUCGAGCAGCAGGAUCUGUAUGAGAGCCGUCGUGCGUGGGCAGAUGUCGCCGACAACAUCAAGAAGGGUGAUAUGGACGCUGUUUCCGGGUACAAGUCCCGUAUCGAGAACGCUCAGCGUGAAUUGCGCCGCGUCGAAAAGUCCGAGGGCCGGGACUGGGAGCGCCGUUUCUUCAACUGCGUUGAAGAGAAGGACGAUGACCCCUUGUUCCAGCAGGCCGCAAGCUCAAUUGAUUAUGCCGGCUGUCUCGAGGCUGAUAAGACUGGCGGUAUUUGGCGCUUCGACACGACACGCGCUGCGGGCGCCCAGCCACCUUAUCACAAGGUUGGAGGUGAGGGACUGGGCCUUGAAGAGUAAGGAAGUACUUCUUUACCCUUUGUUGCUCCAUCAAAUCUAGUCAACGUCAAUCGGGGAGAAGCCGAUCAUGAUAUUUUCACUUCUUUUGGAUUUCUUUUUUCUAUUCUGAAGGAACCGCUCUUGAAUCGCGGAACCAAUUGUCUUCACACAUAGAUUUGACCGUUGUGGGGAAUUCUGGGUCCUAUUGCUGCUAUGUUCUUCCUAGGAAUGUGUGUGAUGGAUGCUGCAUUUCGAUUGUACAUAGUUUCUAGCUCAUGCAAGCCUGUUUGGUUAUAUGCUUGUUCGAGCGGCGAUAAUCCUUUUUCAUUCCAGCCGAGAGAAAUCUGCCAGACCUAUCAUCAAAACAAACGAGUCCACAGGUACCUUUCGAUUUGUUGUUUAAGUGGAUGAACAACCAUAAAGAACUGGGGAGCAUUUGAGAGCCACCGAGGAUCAUUUAUACCGCACCCAAAGCCUGUUGACAGCUACUUGGUUUACAUGCCAGAUUGCCAAUUUCUACAUCUCCGUUUGAUCAUCUGAAUUCUCUCCCAACACCGAAUCAUUCUUCGAACAGUAUCCCGCCGCCACUUCUCAUCCUCAAAUGAGUCAUUUUCUGGAGAAGGGCAGCCAAAAAAAUGCGCAUAUGAGCGCACAGAAGGGAAUUGACCUGCGGGCUGAGCUAGUCCAACGAGUUGCUUUUAACUACGAGGAUCAUGAAACCGCAUGGAUAUGGGGAAACUUCUCAUUGAAGGUCUUUCUCUUGCCUAUUCAAGUUGCCCAUUCAGGCAGAACCGUGUAUAGUACCCCGCAAUUUUAUAAAGUUUUGGCAGCAAAAAUGGGCCGGGGUGCUAGCCUGAGUAUUGCCAUCUGCCGAUAAAAUCCGCUUGUCUCGGCAACAAUUCUGGAUCACUAGGUUCCUGAAACAGG